This is a messenger RNA of Pleuronectes platessa (European plaice), 2172 nucleotides long. RefSeq names its product ribonuclease P/MRP 25 subunit-like (gene rpp25l). Bases 920 to 1600 code for a protein of 226 amino acids. Gene Ontology annotation, biological process: tRNA 5'-leader removal. The record is from RefSeq and is a predicted model, not a curated record. The transcript is spliced from 3 exons. Gene Ontology annotation, cellular component: ribonuclease MRP complex. NCBI's taxonomy places the organism in Eukaryota, Metazoa, Chordata, Actinopteri, Pleuronectiformes, Pleuronectidae. Gene Ontology annotation, molecular function: RNA binding.
GAUAUAGUGAAACUCGACAUUAAAUAGUGUAAAAACCGUUAGUGUCAGAUUCGUGAUAUCAGAAGGAUAAUUACAUGUUUAAUUAAAAAAAAAAAUUGCCGCUGCAUCGUGUUUUGUGUGACCAUCACAUUAAAACGAUAGGAAAGCACGACGGUUUACGACAGUGCCCGUUGAGGUCCGGUGCCGUAAAGUUCUUCAAACAUGUGGAGUAGCAGACGGUGAAGCCUCUGGUGAGAUGGAGAAGUUUAAUAAUUUAUCUGAGUUCAUAAUGUACCGUGUGAAAACGUGUUCGACCGUCAUCGUGACUCAGCGUGUUUCUGUACCCGGAUCAUUAACGGGGCUGGUAGCAUGUAGCUUAGCCGCUAACACAGCUAGCGAGGAGUUUAGUGUUGUUAUUAAAGUUAGUCUGAUCAGUUCAGGGAUUAAAGUCUCGUGUGUGUCGAGCAUCGAACCGGAACCACUUCCACCGAACUGCCUCUGUCACAAGUGAAACUACAGUCGAACAGAACAUUUUAAAACGAGCUCCUGAAUCAGAUGUUUAAACUGUCGAGAUGACGACUGGUUGUUGUGUCUCACAUCCGGAGGACAGGAGAGUCACACGGGGACACUGUUGGCUGCCCGCAUCCGUUUCUAAACACUAGUACUGGUACCAUGCUGUGACCGGAUCAGGUCCAGUCCACAUCCAGGACCUGGUCAAACCUCACAGCCCGUCCUCUCCGCUCUGCUUCGACCAAUCAGCUGCUCCCUCCCAGUGAGGGACAGCUGUCACUCAACAACAUCACAACUGUUUCCUGUCCUGGCUCCUAAACGUUGGAACCAGCUCCACGGGGACAAUCAGGACGGGAAGUCCACACAUCGUCCUCCACACUGAAGACACAUCUCUACAGACGAUAUCUUGAAUAAAAGUUUAAUCUAAUAAAUGGAGAACUACAGUAAAGCUCGAGCGUCGGAGCAGCCGUCGGUCUGUCCGUUCCCCGGCCUCCCCCCCGACACGCCAGAGGUCCGGGUCAAAGACGGCAGUAAGAUCCGCAACCUGCUGCGCUACGCCCUGAGCCGCUUGGAGGCCGAACCCAGAGCAGCCGAAGAGACGGGACGCCCGGCGCCAGAGGAGGGAGGCGUGGCUGUGGAGGGCCAACAGGAAGCACCGAGCCAGCCCCUCUGCAAACAGAUCAUCUUCACGGCGAGUGGUAAGGGCGUCUCCAAAGCCAUCACCUGCGCUGAGAUCGUAAAGCGGCGCGUGAAGGGGCUCCACCAGCUCACCCGGCUGCUGUACAGCACCGUGGUUGAGGUGUGGGAGCCGCUGGAGCCCGCCGCCGGCCUCGACAGUCUGACUGUCAACAGGAACCUGCCCGCCAUCUGGAUCCUCCUCUCCAGAGACCAGCUGGACUGUGCCCAGCCCGGGUACCAGGCACCCGGGCGGUACGACGGCCUGUGGGUUCAGUCUGCUAACAGGGAGGAGGGGGGCGGCCCCCCUGCACAGAGACCAGGACACCGGAGGAAGAGAGGGGGGGGAGGAGGGGGAGGCGGUGAAGGCAGCAGUGGAGGCCGAGGAAAGGGCGCCGGACGUAAGACUGUGCGAUCCCGAGAUGCAGCGAAAUGAUGUCCAUUUUCAAAAACUGCAUGAACAGAAAGACUGAAGCGCAGAAGCAGCAGGAAGUGACAUCACUGAAGCUUUAUCGGCUGGAAACACGUCCAAGCUACAGGAAGUCGACAUGGUCACAAAGAACAGUCAAAGUUUGGUUCAAUGAACUCAACGUUUCAGUUGAUUGUUAUUUCAUUUGCUCACUGACUUUAAUUUUAAUGACUUGAGGUCGUUUUGACGCCAGUUUUUAGUUUCAGAGUUGGAAAAAGAUCUAAAUAGUGAAGUCUGGGAUGUUAAAGCUUUAACUCAGAGGGAACUUGAAGCCGUCGCCAGUCACAGUCGACGGAUCAAAUCCAACUCUGGUGAAUUCUCACCAGGAAUCAAGCUAAUGAGCUCAAAGAUCUCUUAAAGCAGAAAUCUGACGUUUCUUGGACCUUCAGCUUUCAGCUGGUGUUUGAAAAGGUUCACACGUUGUUAAACUGCUCUAAUGGUUUCCUGCCCUUGUUUCCUGUCUGUUGAAAUGUUUGUACAGACUGUGCCUCUGAAAAUAAUAAGUUCUGUUUAUUAAAGAUGUUUUUUUAAUCCUGAAA